This is a messenger RNA of Amaranthus tricolor (Joseph's coat), 2247 nucleotides long. RefSeq names its product transmembrane 9 superfamily member 3-like. The record is from RefSeq and is a predicted model, not a curated record. Lineage: Eukaryota; Viridiplantae; Streptophyta; Magnoliopsida; Caryophyllales; Amaranthaceae. The transcript is spliced from 7 exons. Gene Ontology annotation, biological process: protein localization to membrane. The coding region runs from base 158 to 1939 and encodes 593 amino acids. Gene Ontology annotation, cellular component: membrane.
UUUACCAUCUCACUCAACUCAUUUUCUUUCUCUCUCGUCGUUUCAUUCCGCUGAUGAUCUUCAGCCUUUUCUUUAUUAUGGAGAAAUCACGAAAUCAUACUAUUGUUUCAUUCAUACUAUUGAUUGUUUCUAAUUGAAACACAGAAAUCACGAAACAAUGGAGAAAUCUUUGGCCACCUAUAUUGUGACCGUUGUUUUCUUGCUCUUUUCCGGCGUUAUUCAAGUAAGAUCCGAUGCAUCCGAUCACCGCUAUAAAGCUGGAGAACAAGUUCCUCUUUACGCCAAUAAAGUUGGUCCUUUCCAUAAUCCUAGUGAAACAUAUCAGUAUUUUGAUCUGCCAUUCUGCUCCCCUGAUCAUGUCAAGGAAAAGAGAGAAGCGCUUGGUGAAGUACUAAAUGGAGACCGUCUAGUCAGUGCACCCUACAAACUUGACUUCCUAGUGGAUAAGGACUCAGAAGUCAUUUGCAAGAAAAAGAUGGAAAAGGAAGAAGUUGCUAAGUUCCGAGAUGCCGUUGCCAAAGAUUAUUACUUUCAGAUGUACUAUGAUGACUUGCCAAUCUGGGGUUUUCUAGGCAAAGUCGACAAGGAAGGAAAACUAGACCCAAGCGAGUACAAGUAUUAUUUAUGUAAGCAUAUCCAUUUUGACAUCUUCUAUAACAAAGACCGUGUUAUUGAAAUCAAUGUUCGGACUGAUCCCAACUCUUUGGUGGAUAUUUCUGAGGACAAAGAGGUGAUUGUAGAAUUCAUGUAUACUGUGAAGUGGAAAGAGACAAAUACUCCUUUUGAUAAGAGAAUGGAUAAAUACUCGCAAUCUUCCUCUCUUCCUCAUCAUUUGGAGAUCCAUUGGUUCUCUAUCAUAAAUUCAUGUGUCACAGUGCUUCUCCUGACUGGAUUUCUUGCCACGAUUCUUAUGCGAGUCCUCAAGAAUGAUUUUGUCAAGUAUGCACAUGAUGAAGAAACCGCAGAAGACCAGGAAGAAACUGGAUGGAAAUACAUUCAUGGAGAUGUUUUCAGGUUUCCCAAGUACAAGUCGGUGCUGGCAGCUGCUCUUGGAUCUGGUACUCAGCUAUUUACUCUUACGGUUUUCAUAUUCCUACUUGCAUUAGUUGGAGUGUUCUAUCCAUACAACCGAGGAGCCUUGUUCACAGCCCUGGUUGUCAUUUAUGCUCUUACAUCUGGCAUUGCCGGCUAUACUGCAACCUCCUUCUACUGCCAGCUGGAAGGAACAAAUUGGAUUAGGAAUCUGUUAUUGACUGGUUGCCUAUUCUGUGGUCCAUUGUUUCUCACAUUUUGCUUCCUCAACACUGUUGCAAUAGUAUACCAUGCCACAGCUGCCCUUCCGUUCGGCACGAUAAUGGUGAUACUUCUUAUUUGGACACUCGUAACUUCACCAUUGCUUGUAUUAGGUGGAAUUGCCGGAAAGAAUAGCAAGGUUGAGUUUCAAGCUCCAUGCCGCACAACCAAGUAUCCCAGGGAAAUUCCACCACUACCAUUGUACCGGGGAACUCUUCCCCAGAUGGCAAUGGCUGGAUUUUUACCAUUCAGUGCGAUUUAUAUAGAGCUCUACUACAUCUUUGCCAGUGUUUGGGGCCACAGGAUUUACACAAUAUAUAGCAUUUUGUUCAUAGUCUUCAUUAUUUUGAUUAUCGUCACCGCUUUCAUCACUGUGGCUUUGACGUACUUCCAACUUGCUGCUGAAGAUCACGAGUGGUGGUGGAGGUCCUUCUGGUGCGGUGGCUCCACCGGGUUAUUUAUAUAUGGCUAUUGCUUAUACUACUACUAUGCGCGCUCUGAUAUGUCAGGCUUCAUGCAAACAUCAUUUUUCUUUGGCUACAUGGCUUGCAUUUGCUAUGGCUUCUUCCUCAUGCUUGGAACUGUUGGCUUCCGAGCUGCACUCCUUUUUGUGCGCCAUAUAUAUCGGUCGAUCAAAUGUGAGUAGAUAGUGAUGCAACUUCAGUGUAGGUGCCAGUGUUUUUUUGGCUCCGUAGGUUUAGUAGGGCGACGAUGUUCUUUGUAUUGUAACCUAUGUCUUACCUCAUUUUUGAUAGUUUGUAAUCUAAUAGAGAGAUUUGCCUCUUUUUACCAUUUUUCUUUGUGCAUUUUUUUUAUCUACACAAUUUAUCCUUCUCCAACAAAGAAGCCACACAUUUUAUUAGAGGAAAAAGAUGGGUAUAGAUAUCUAUCACUUUUGUAAUAUUUUUAAAUUUCAUGAAAAGAAAAACUAAAUAAAUUUAGUGGUACUUUAGA